CUCUCUCUCUCUCUCUCUCUCUCUCUCACGGUCUAGUAAUAUUUACAAAAUUUGUCAAGUAUGAUUUUAUCAUUAUUUUGAACAUUUCCGAGCGACCGGACGGCGGAAAUGAGUUUUCCGCCUGAACUUUGCUCAUAUCGACCUUGAGAAAAAUCGAGCUAAAUUAGAAACAUUGAUAGUUAUAAUUAACUUUUACCGACUCCCCGGAAGAAUAUUUCGAUUAUAUGCGUAUUGCGAAUUGAAAACAUUAUCGAGUUACUCAAACUCGGUCCCGAGUCGUAUUUAAUUAUAUCCGUACGGACAAAAAUGUUAAUUAAACGCAAACUUUCCCGCCCCGGUGGCGAGAAAACGUAAUUAAAAUUUCGCCGUCAAAUCUCGGCGUUAUUCGCGAAAUAUUUCCGCGCGAAUCGGUAUCCUCCCCUCGCGGGGGGAGGGUCACGAUUUCCGUGGAUUUUUUUUUCCAUCCCGCUGUGUUCUCAAUAUUUUUCCCGUUGCAAGCGCGAGGCGGAGUUAACUUCACGACACGCGACGACAUCUCAGGCGAUCUGCAUUUCGAAUCGACGCGCGUACCUCGAGUGAGAUCGUAAAGGGGCAGCGUCAAGUUUUUCCGCGGUGAAAUUGGGGACGCAUCUGUCGCGCGCGUUUCUCGUCCUGAUGUUCGCUCGCUCGCCCAUACACACGGGAUGUGGACUCACGCGCAAAAAUACACGCGCAAAAAACACACACAGCUCUUACGCACACAGCGCGGAUACGGAUACACACACACACACACACACACACACACACGCACGCACGCACGCUCGUACACAUAUACACAUGCGUACACGUUGGAGCGGUGCACGUUGCAGCGCCGCGUAUUCCGCUGCCGCAGUUGCAUUGCGAACGUCCGCGAAAGCGCACGCGAAGACGUCCGUCUGAUGCGCGAUCUCUCGAUACGCGAGUGUUUGUGGCCGAACUAUAUUUAGGCGCUAAACGCAAUGCCGAGAUUUGUUUAUGCGAGAUACGCACGGUGCUUGGUAAAAAGUGUGCGAAAAGUGACGAGGUAUUCACACGCUCUCAAAAUGCGACAGUAUGAAAAGUUUAUUCUCGUUGGACGCGCACAACAUGCCGGCGAUCGAAUCGCGGAGAUGUACAAGUUUCAGAAGACUGUCAUAGACUAUUCUCAUAAAACAUGCAUUAUGAAAGAAGCGAUCGAUAACGUCAUGAAUGUUGCAAACGGGACAAAAGUGCUUUUGAUCGAUACGUUCAUGAAUUAUUUCCACGUGCCUUCGAGAGGCCUUCCACGGUGGAAAUUUUCAGAAACGUCGAGCAGGAGCGAAAGGCACCGCCGCAGAAUGCAGAGCAGAUGAGUACACCUUUAGAUAGAUUAGUAUACGAAUUAGAAAUUCUAAGCGGUAAUAACGGAAGCUUUUGAAGAUGUAACGUGCGAUAUGUGGCUGGCUCGUGCGCUUGCUUUCAAGCGUAAAAAGAUGUUUGUUCGAGAAAUCGUUAAGUACGUACGCGCGGCAGAGAAGAGUAUAGCAAUAGGAGAAUGAUUAUGACGAAUGGCUUGUUGCAUGACUCUUUAAAUCUGAUAAUCCGACGUAUUCUCUUUUUUUUUUUGUUUGAUAUUAAUCUUCAAAUUGUUUUUCGAUACACAUUGUAUGUCAACUCGUACGUUGAAGGUAUCGAUAUAUUCCGCGAAAGCAAGAUUUAUUGCUACACGAGCAAACAGUUUGGAAGUUUAUUUCUGGAAUAAGAGUGCGUAAGGUAAUAAAAUUAGCGAGAGACAAUUGUGAAAUUGCAGUAAAUUAUUCACCAUAAUUUGUUAGUUUUUGCCGAUACUCUCCUCUCGUGAUUGCAUUAAGUAACGUCGCCAGUAAUGACCUUGCAGAAUACAAAAUGCAAAUUAUGAAAAUCUGCGUUGCACGUCACAUUUUCAAAAGACAGCCGAGCAAGUGUAAAUGGAGAUAUUUACCUUGAUUACUAUUAAUUUAUGAACUUUUAAUAUUUAUUAUUUGGCACAGCCACGUGGCUGUAUAAUGAAUAAAUUGACUCUUUGACGAUCGACGGUUAAUGCGAACAUGUCGCUAAUCUUUUUUACUAAUUUUUUAAUCGGUCUAAUUUGUGAUUGGUGUUCUGAUGAAUAGUCUAAGCUGUAUCUCCCCUCUCGCAAUUGUAAAUAUAAUUGUGCAGAAAUUGAAUAUAAAUUAAUAAUAUUGAUAAAUCUAAAAUUUAUGUAUUAUUUUUGUUCGCAAAAAAAUAAUUUAUUAAACUCUGUGUAAAGAUAUAAAUUAUCAUUAUAAAUCAUAUAUUUACAUAUUUUAUCAAUAAAACAGAUGCUAUGUUGGAAUAUUUUAUACAAAAAUUGGCGUAAAAAUAUUUUACCAGACGAAACUUUUUUGUGCAUAUAUCUCUGUGUAUGUGUGUGUGUGUGUGUGUGUGUGUGCGCGCGUGUGCGUGUGUGUAUGUGUGCGUGCGUGUGUGUAUGUGUGCGUCCGUGCGUGUGUGCGUGCGCAUGUGAUAGAAAUUUUAUCAAAUGAAACGAAUAUUGUCGUGCCUUUUCCUGAGAAAAUUUACUAAGAGAUUGUUUGCCUCGACAUUUUCGCUCCAAUUCUACUUCACCACGAAAUCUCAGUGGAUAAUUAUAAUUUUAGCAUGCUGACUAUUAUCAUUUUUUUUUAUUCUGCUUCGUUAGUCGCUAAUUAAGCGUUGCCCCGGCAUGCAAAAUAGCGUCACAAUACGUUCUACGAUCUCGCUGCGGUACGAACGCGAAUAUGCAUCUCACGCCACGCCUGUUUUGUGGCGCCCGGACGCUACAACAAAGGAGAGUGUAAAUGGGAACUUACGAGCGACGGUGGGCUGAUUUAUUGCCGAAUUGACUAUUCAUCUCCUUCACCAGAACCUCUAGUGUAAGAAGUCACGCGGUCAUUAGCCCGUGCCCGGUGCAGAAACCCCGUCGUCUGCUGAGUUAAGAGAAUGAGAAAGAAAGAAAAAAAAAGACAACAGAAAGGUUGCUCCCGUCGGUCGUCAAAGAGUUAGCGGUGGAUUCGCAAUCUGGAGAUCCGAGAAGUCCGAUCCAGCUGGACUCCUUUCUUAUUCAAGCCGUAUUAGAAUUGUACUUGGAACGGAGCUUGAAAAUUCCGGGAUGAAAUUAACGCUAAGCGAGCCUGGGUGUUGGUGAUUCUAUUUACGUGAAGUGUCUCAUCUUGUGUGCAUGGAAAAAAAAACAGAAAAACGAAAGUCGCUCCU
This is a messenger RNA of Solenopsis invicta (red fire ant), 3231 nucleotides long. RefSeq lists its product as uncharacterized. The transcript has 3 exons. The record is from RefSeq and is a predicted model, not a curated record. Lineage: Eukaryota; Metazoa; Arthropoda; Insecta; Hymenoptera; Formicidae. The coding region runs from base 978 to 1349 and encodes 123 amino acids.